AUGGGUGAUUAUGGCCCUUCAGCUACUAGUACCCGCUCCACAGACCAACCUUCGCUUGUGACUCCUCCCGAGAUCUCCGUGCUGGUAACGGGCUUUGGCCCCUUCAAAACGAACCUUGUCAAUGCUUCUUACUUGAUCGCCAAAUCGCUCCCCGAUUCAUUUACCUUUGCCCCCCCUGGCUCUGCAGACCGUCGUAUCGUUGUGCAUGUCCACCCGGACCCAAUACCCGUGGCAUAUUCGUCCGUCCGUGAAGCAUUACCCAUAAUACUGUCUGAUUACGCUGCAGCCAAUCAAGGCCGUCGACCAGAUCUAGUGAUCCAUAUUGGCAUCGCGUCGCCAAGACUAUAUUACUCGAUCGAGUACCUAGCCCAUCGGGAUGAUUACAAUAUAACUGACAUCAAUGGCCGCUCGGGCUACGAAGACGGAGAGAAAAGAUGGAAGGAGCUGGGGCUGCCCCCCAUUCUAAGUCCCGGCAGAGCUUUUGCUGCCACUAAGGACCAGAAAGAACUUCGGGCCUUAGAGGGCUCUAAGCACGGUGGCUCGUAUCCGCCCAAUGCCCACUUCUUAGAUACGUGGAAGGCCAAUGCGUCGGCAGGUCUGGAUCUGCGCAUAUCUCAUGAUGCUGGUCAUUAUCUCUGUGACUUUAUAUAUUAUACUAGUAUGGCCUUGGCCACCCAGCAGGGCCAAGACCGCAACAUUCUGUUUUUCCAUGUCCCCGGUGCAUCUGAGGAUGCGGAUAUCAAGCGUGGACGAGAGAUCACCUUGGCUCUGAUUAAGGCAAUGGUUACCUGCUGGGUUGAUGAGACGCAAUCUGCGUAA
Penicillium verhagenii is the source of this 819-nucleotide messenger RNA. RefSeq names its product putative pyroglutamyl peptidase type I. Lineage: Eukaryota; Fungi; Ascomycota; Eurotiomycetes; Eurotiales; Aspergillaceae. The transcript has 2 exons. The record is from RefSeq and is a predicted model, not a curated record. The coding region runs from base 1 to 819 and encodes 272 amino acids. Gene Ontology annotation, biological process: proteolysis.